Molecule: messenger RNA, 1230 nt
Organism: Cotesia congregata
Lineage: Eukaryota; Metazoa; Arthropoda; Insecta; Hymenoptera; Braconidae
Source: the annotation of a GenBank genome assembly
AUGUAUAAUGAUCAAUCAGCAACGUUUGAUUUUGUAUCAUUUGAAAGUUUUUUUCAUACUGAAAUUCGGAUAUUGCGAUGCAUGGGAUUGUCAUACUUCAAUUGUGUAUUUUCCAAUAAAAAAGAAACUGAAAAAUGGUGGCAAAAAAUAACUCCGUUAAUUGGACUUAUAAUAAUGAGUUUAUUAAUAUCUAUGGAAGUAAUGAAAAUCAUUCAAGUAAUAUCCAUCAGUAUUACUUAUGCGGCUGGAAUAUUUACCGCAAUGCUGUCAGGAAUGCUUUGUAUGUUUAAGGCAGUAAGAUGUUGGACUCAUCGAAAAGAACUUUUUAAUUUUUUACAACAACUCAAAGCUUCUUGGGAAUCAGCAUACGCAAAUAAAUUGUUAACCAAAGAUGAAUUAAACAAUGCGCUUUAUUCACGAUCAUUGAGAAAUUAUGUGAUGGUUUUAGUAUUUGCAUUAGCAUUUAGUUAUGCCUAUCCCGUCUAUGUAGGAAUUGUCAAACAUUUUGUAUACCACUCAGAAGAAUACUUUUUUACAUUCUCACGAAUAAUGUAUCCAGUUAAGUAUCCGUUUAAGAUAAACACAUUUUCAAGAUAUUUCGCGUGUCUUCUCUUCGAACAAGUAUCGGAAAUUUUGGCUAUUGUUUAUUGGCUGUGUGGAGAUAUACUAUUCAUCCAAUUAACAACGCAUGUUAGUAUUCAAUGCAAGGUAUUGAUAAAUAGAUUAAAUAAUUUCAAUAAGGAUAAUACUUCUAGUGAAGAAGAAAACUGUCAGCAAUUAAUAAAUAUUAUUUCACAACAUAAUCAAUUGUUUUUACUUUGUAAAUGGCUCCAAAGAUUUUUUAGUCCGAUUGCGUUCUUCGUUACAUUAAUCAAUGGAUUAAACCUCUGCUUUUCAUUAUAUCGAGUCGAUCAACAAAUUAGCCAGGGAAACUGGAGUCAUCUCAUCGAAAAUACAAUACACUUGGUAAAUGUUUUUGGACAGACUCUUUUGUACUGCAAACAAGCUGACAUGCUAACUGAAAAACUUGGUGAAGUAAAUAAUGCAAUUUAUUGUUCUAAUUGGAUUCAAUUGAAUAAGAAAUUAAAACUGAUACUAUUAAUCAUGAUGAGACGGGCCCAAAAAGAAUAUCGUUUUACGAUUUAUGGAAUUAUUACUCUUAAUCUUGCUCAAUUUUCAAAGAUUGUUAACACAGCGAUGAGCUACUUUACACUGCUAAGAAGUAUUGGU